This is a messenger RNA of Gilbertella persicaria, 617 nucleotides long. RefSeq lists its product as uncharacterized. NCBI's taxonomy places the organism in Eukaryota, Fungi, Mucoromycota, Mucoromycetes, Mucorales, Choanephoraceae. The coding region runs from base 68 to 394 and encodes 108 amino acids. The transcript has a single exon. The record is from RefSeq and is a predicted model, not a curated record.
GGGAAUUAUUAUAAAAUAAAUCAGCCAAUUCUUUUUUUUUUUAUUCUUUUUCUUUCUUUUUUAAAACAUGUUUACAAGACUUAUCAAUACAAUUCGUGAAGCUGUGAGCAAAUCACCCAACAACCGUAACCAAGCAAGCAAGCAUUCAUCAGAGCAUCCUUCAAGUGAAUAUUCAGCAGAUUCUCGUAGACCCUCUGUGACAGAAAACUGCAAUGAUGAUGUUUUGUCAAAAUUCUCUCAACCAAAUAAUUCUAUUUCUGAACCUAUUGUGAUCGGCUCUACUGCUAAUACUGGUGCUGCUACUACAAGACGUCGUUCCUCAUUGUUUGGUAUCUCUAAUGUUGCUUAUGACGAUUAUGUUCAAAAAGACCUUAUCUCAAGUUCAUGGAGUUAAACCAAAUGAUGGCUCAUGGCUAUGUAUAUAUAUAUCAGCUCUUUGUAGGCAAACCAUAAGCUACGACUUUGCAUGUAGGAACAUACAUGUCUUUUGACAUAUUCUACCGCCCCCUUAUCUUUGUUCUAGCAUGCAUCUUCUUUAUUAUUAUUAUUAUUAUUAUUUUAUAUCAAAGAAGCUUUCUAUGUUUACUCUAUCUCUUAUCUCUUUUUUUCCUCGUUUG